UAUCAGUCUUGAUUAUAAUACCUUUCAUAUCCUAAUAAAAUAUUUCUGUAAGGAGAAGUUGUAUUUGCUUGCUUACUGAAUGACAGUGGACAUGCACAAUAAAGGCCAUCAAUUAGAUGAGAUUCGGAGCUUUGAGCGUGUGUAUCGAGGAGAACUUCAUGCGAAGGAACCGUUGCUCUGAUACCAACUAGAAUCUUAUGACUACUUCUGCCACCCAAUUUGCACUAUCACUUGAGUUAUCUCCUUGUUUUUCUUUGAAUUCAAGAAUAUUCACUCUACUUGCUUGGACACAGAUAAAGCCUCUCAUAGGACCAACAAAGCAGAUCAUGAAAAUUGGUGUGAAAAGUUAUGACUGGCAUGAGCUUUUCCCAAAAGUACAGAAUAACGCUGGUGCAAUAAUUGCAGUAUGGGCUCCUAUAGUAGUUGUAUAUUUCAUGGACACACAGAUAUGGUAUUCUGAACAAUAUUUGGUGGACUUUAUGGUAUUUUGCAACACCUUGGUGAGGGAACCAGUCGGCCUACUCACUACCAUGUCUUGUUUGAUGAGAACAAUUUCCCUGCUGAUGCCUUGCAAGUUCUCACCAACAAUCUCUGCUACACUUAAAUACUAUUCAUUUUCAUUUUUUGUUCUCCAAUUCCAACAUUCUAUUGUGAACUACUUUUGUUGUUCCUGUUCUUGACCUAAUACAGGCAUUUAAGAGGCAUAAUGUUAUGUUUUUUUUUUGUAGGAUGGAAGGAGCAAUGUGCCAAGUACUCUCCUUACUCCACAUACUUUGAGGGCAGACUCAGCUCUGCCAUGCCCAACUUUGUGUACAACCAAAGUAACAACUCAGAAAAUGGAAACCAUUCUAACAUCAUCUGAACAGGAUCUUGCAGGCAAAGGACACCAAGUGAAUUAGAUAGAGAGGUUAAGAACUUGAAGGUGGCAUUUACUGACCUGUUUUUGAAGCAUAACACUUUCAAAGAAACUGCAAAGCCAUCGAGAUAUUGAUGCAAAGAAUGGAAGAAUGUAUUUCACUAAUUUUUGUAUACAUUUCUUGUUUUGUAUUUAGUGAUAAAGGAAUCUGAAUUGGGCAUAAAUUAUGUUGUAAUAUGAUUUCUUAAGCCUAGACUAGUAGACUAAAUAUUGUAAUUACAUUUGAGUAAUUAAUAAAAAUCUAUUUAUGUUA
Messenger RNA from Humulus lupulus (European hop), 1169 nucleotides. RefSeq lists its product as uncharacterized. The transcript has 8 exons. Gene Ontology annotation, molecular function: glucosyltransferase activity. NCBI's taxonomy places the organism in Eukaryota, Viridiplantae, Streptophyta, Magnoliopsida, Rosales, Cannabaceae. The record is from RefSeq and is a predicted model, not a curated record. Bases 198 to 680 code for a protein of 160 amino acids. Gene Ontology annotation, cellular component: plasma membrane.